UUUGAGUUUUUAACUCAAGUUGAGUCGAAAAACAAACUCAGUUUUGUUUGAGAAAUGCAUUUUGCUGAGUUUUCUCAAAUUUGAGUAAAAACUCAGACUUAAGUCUGAAAACAGACUUAAGUUUGUACUCAAAUUACAAACUGAGUUUGAGAUUUUGACUCAGUUGAGUUUUCUCAAAUUUUCCGUUUCUCAAAACAAUCUCAACUCAAACUCAACUGAGUUUUGAUUUGAGAUCUCGCUGAGUAUUUUUUGUCCAUGUUGUAAGCGGCAUGAAGUGCCCGUAACUUCCGUUUCUAAUGACAACAACAUCGUCUGCUAUCUGCUCGCUUGUCGUGAAGCCAUGUAUACAUCAAAGGUUGAGGGCAAGCGGCGACCAAAUUGGUCGGAGGAAGAAAAAACAUCUUUAGUGGAGGAAGUCAGUAAAAGAUUGGAUCGGCUGUCAUCUAAGUUUAAGGGGUGUGGCUCCAUCAAAGGGACUAAGAUGAAGGAGCAAGCCUGGAUGGAGAUAGCCGAAACUCUCAACAUGAAAUCCAAUUUUGUAAAAAGAACUGUGGAGGAGGUGAAGAAGCAAUACGCUAAUAUAAAGCAGAGAGCAAAGGACAAAGCAGACGCGAUACGCCGGCCGAAGACAGGUGGUGGACCGAAGCCCCCCUCACCCUCUCUACCAGAGGCUAUGGUCCUAGAGGACUUAGCUGACAGGCCUAAUCUACAAGGCCUGGUAGAUGGCUUUGACUCCGAAGGUAAGUGAUGCUAUUUUAACAUAAUGGAACACUUUAAAAUUCAAGGUCAUAACGUUUUAAUUGUUUGGAAAAAAAGGUUUCAUACGCACAAUUGACCAUACGCCUUGCCUUAAAAAUUUGCAGUAAUAUCAAGAGUUGCCAUUCUCAUUAAUUAAAUUUUUCUCCAUUUUGUGCAUGACCGAGUGUCACAUUGUGCUGAAUUUAUAUCUUGUGAUUUUGGUCAUCUCAUUUUAUCAAAUAUCGAUUAUAGGGAAGUCGAAAUGAAUAAUAAGUCUAUUAUUGCAUCAAAAGCAAUCUAAAGUGGGUAUAAAUGCACUAAUAUAGCCAAUUGCAUUUCGGAAAGUGUGCUCUUGUGCCCUUAAUUAGUACACAUGAAGGCUGAUAAAUAAUUUUUAAGUUUUGAAGUCAAAUCUGAGUAGUUAUAUUAAAAUCAUAUGAGCCCAUAAAUAAAUUGCCUGAGGAUUAGGCAGAUCACCAACUUGUUGAGUUGUAUCUGUUACAGAUUUCAGUAGUGUGAUCAACUCCAUGGCGAUGGAGGGGAGUCUGCCCGAAGGUGAAGCUCACCUACCUGUCAGUCAGGAAUGUAUUCCCAAUCACACCUUGCCUGUUGAUGUCCUCAUUGACAAUCAGGGUAUGCUGCACAUCCCCUCCACAACAACAACAACGAAAUUGAGCAAGAAAAGAAAGUUACUCGAUGAUGAAGUGUCUGUUCUCCAAGCAGAAAGAGACAAAUACAUUGCAGAAUGUGAAAAGUUAAAGCAAGAAGCCA
Molecule: messenger RNA, 1509 nt
Organism: Haliotis rubra (blacklip abalone)
Lineage: Eukaryota; Metazoa; Mollusca; Gastropoda; Lepetellida; Haliotidae
Product: myb/SANT-like DNA-binding domain-containing protein 4
Exons: 4
Coding region: 341-748 (135 amino acids)
Cellular component (GO): nucleus
Source: RefSeq, a predicted model, not a curated record